This is a messenger RNA of Callorhinchus milii (elephant shark), 2278 nucleotides long. RefSeq names its product ubiquitin specific peptidase 39 (gene usp39). Gene Ontology annotation, biological process: mRNA processing; spliceosomal complex assembly; protein deubiquitination. The transcript is spliced from 13 exons. Lineage: Eukaryota; Metazoa; Chordata; Chondrichthyes; Chimaeriformes; Callorhinchidae. Gene Ontology annotation, molecular function: cysteine-type deubiquitinase activity; zinc ion binding. The record is from RefSeq and is a predicted model, not a curated record. Bases 46 to 1548 code for a protein of 500 amino acids.
GCGCGCGGCCGCUCGGCCUCCGGCGGGUGGCGGUGACGGUUGGUGAUGGCGGCGCUGAAGCGGGAGCGGGAAGAAGCGGAGGCCGAGGAGGAGUCGCCAGUGGCCUCGAAGUGCUCACGGCUUCACAGUGAGUCUGAGGACGAUCGAAGCCGACAUUGCCCGUACCUGGACACCAUCAACAGGAGUGUCCUGGACUUUGACUUUGAGAAGCUGUGCUCGGUCUCCCUCUCCCACAUUAAUGUCUACGCCUGCCUGGUGUGUGGCAAGUACUUCCAAGGGCGUGGGCUGAAGUCAUUCGCUAACAUUCACAGUGUCCAGGUGGGACAUCACGUCUUCCUGAACUUGCACACACUCAAGUUCUACUGCUUACCCGACAACUAUGAGAUCAUUGAUUCCUCACUGGAGGACAUCACGUACGUGCUGAAACCCACCUUCACCAAGCUGCACAUAGCAAACCUGGACAAGCAGAGCCGACUGUCCAGGGCUUACGAUGGCACAACCUACCUCCCCGGCAUCGUCGGCCUCAACAACAUCAAAGCCAAUGACUAUGCUAAUGUGGUGCUACAGGCCCUGUCUAACGUGCCUCCGCUGAGGAAUUACUUCCUGGAGGAGGAGAAUUACCGGGAGAUCAAGCGGCCGCCGGGGGACAUCAUGUUCCUGCUGGUGCAGCGCUUCGGGGAGCUGAUGAGGAAGCUGCGCAAUCCCAGGAACUUCAAGGCCCACGUCUCCCCCCACGAGAUGCUGCAGGCCGUCGUGUUGUGCAGCAAGAAACGCUUCCAGAUCACCAAGCAAGGUGAUGCUGUGGAUUUCCUGUCCUGGUUCCUGAAUGCGCUGCACAUGGCGCUGGGCGGGAGCAAGAAGAAGAAGACGAUUAUCAACGGGGUUUUCCAGGGAUCCAUGCGGAUAUUUUCCAAAAAGCUGCCUCCUCCUGACCUGACGCCCGAGGAGAAGGAACAGUUGCUGGAGACGGAGGAGUUUAAGGAGACGAUGACAGAGUCUACGUUUCUGUACCUGACCCUGGACCUGCCCACAGCCCCUCUGUACAAGGACGAAAAAGAGCAGCUCAUUAUCCCCCAAGUGCCGCUGUUCAACAUUCUGGCAAAAUUCAACGGCAUCACCGAAAAGGAAUACAAAACCUACAAGGAGAACUUCCUGAAGAGGUUCCAGUUGACGAAACUGCCUCCGUACCUGAUCUUCUACAUCAAGCGCUUCACCAAGAACAACUUCUUCGUGGAGAAGAAUCCCACCAUCGUCAACUUCCCCAUCACGAAUGUUGACCUGAGAGAGUACCUGUCAGAGGAAGUCCAGGCGGCUCACAAACACACGACCUAUGACCUGAUCGCCAACGUGGUGCACGAUGGGAAACCAGGAGAAGGCGCUUACCGUGUGCAUGUGCUUCAUCACGGCACAGGGAAGUGGUACGAGCUCCAGGAUCUGCAGGUGAUCGACAUCUUACCCCAGAUGAUCACACUGUCCGAGGCCUACAUCCAGAUCUGGAAGAGACGUGAGGACAGUGAUGAGGGGCAGCCUCGUGAAAAAGGAGCCUGAGCAGCACACGCCCCUUCAGCUCCGAGACCCCACACACGGAGACCCUCAGACUGACUGUAUAUAAACUCUCUCAGAGGGGGCUGGCAAGCUGGAACAGAGGGAGGCGUUGGUCCCACAAGACACAGGCAUGUACUCCUGGCACUAUCAACUCCUCAACACGCUACAUAUAUCUACGUGACCCCCUUCUACCGUAACCAUCGAUAGCUGCAGUGUAGAGAGAGCUGGAAUUCUCUCAUUCUCCAGAUCAAACCUCCACUGGUUUUGUCCUCUCUCUCCCGUCAAUGGCAAGUUAUGUGGUUAGAAUCCAGCAGUUUCCCCACUGAACCCCAAGCCUUGGCUCUCGCCAACCUGCGCCUAAUACUCUCCAGAAUUAGGUAAGUAGGAUGCGUCCCUCCAGGGAGAGAGAGGGGGAGAGUGUCCCAUUCCAACAAUCUAUCUCUGGGACUUCCAUGUGUAGGUGAGAUGUGGGGAAUUCUCCGCUUGCUGUGGAGACUCUUAAUCAUGGUGACGGGUUUGUGUGUGUGUCAGACUGGGCAAGAAACCAAAUGCUGCCUGUGUUUGACUGCUGCCAGGACAGGGAGUGGCUGGUUAGCCCAAGCCGGGGAGCACAGUGAUGGAGGAUGUUUGUGUCUGUGUUAUACAGUUAUACUGUGCCAGGGCCCAUGUUUACCUUGUGGAUGAUUUCUCCACCAGUGGGAAAAUUAAAGACAUUGCGAGAUAUGUUCCGAAA